AUGCCGACCCAUCUGGGUAUUCAGUUCGAGGUGUUAUCGCAACUCGAAUUGGCGAUACAUCCAGAAUUCCCACACCCCGAGAGCUCUCAAUCCACCCAUCGAAGCCCGAAACGAGUCAGCAGCGUAGUAGAUUGGUCACCUCCUGCAGUUUCCGCGGUCAGCAAAGCCGAUGCUCUCCUGGGCAGGAACACAACAUGUUCUGUUUACAUCCCCUCGACUGCAGGCGCGCGAUUCUGGCUUCGAUACAACAUUGACAAGUCUGCGUUGGCAAAUUCAAAGUGGUAUUACUUCAAGUUGUUUAUGAAUGGUAGACAUAUCGCAUCUUUUGGUGUCGACGCGAAGAAGAAACCCAGCGGACAAGUAAUGCAUGGACUGUUCGACCCAAGUUCGGACUGGAACUAUGAAAAUAAUGGCGAGAUCUGGAAGAACAUGGGUCUGGAGAAACGAGCUUUCUACUUCGCUGGCGCUGACAAGCAACGCUCUGUUAUCAACGAUGGAGGGCUUAUCGAAGUGUUGUGCUUCCGAGCUCAAGGACGCCGGAGAAAGCUUCCUGACCCUGAAGUUUGGAGAGAUCAACAAGACUAUGGCAUUAUAACACCUGGCGAGGGCCUCCAUGAAAAUCCAGCAGAAGCAAAGUUCUACGAUUGGCACCUGAAGGAUGCGAAUAAGUCUCCGUUUGUUGUAUUCAAGUUUCAUUAUCGAUCAUGGGAGAGUCUUGAAAUGCUAGAGCUCAUACCAUCGGAUCACCCACGCAUAUUGAUGCAGCCACAACGAAAGCUUCUGCCGGAAGAACUCAAAGCUAUGUUAGAGGUACAGAGCCAAGAUCUUACGUUCCUAAACAGGCCCCACCCUCCGUGCGAAGACUGUGUACCAUCACUCCCAGCUUUUGCAGGCGAUUCCUGGUUCGACGAUACCGAAGAUAUGGAGGACUUUGCAGACUUCGACAGCACUCCUCAGGCUCCCAAGCAUACCGGUGGUGAAUUCAGCUUUGAGGCUGAGGUUGAGGUUUCCCCACUUAGGAUCCGCCGACGCAGACCCACCGCUCCUUCUUCUAAGUUCUCGGACUCGAAACUGCGUGGAACCACAUCUCCAGCAGGAUCUCCGCGCCCAAGAGAAAUUCGACAAGGCGCGCUAGACGACUUUCUGAACAGACCACUGCCCGAGAUCCCGCUUCGCAAAAGCUCCAAAAAGCUUCAUUCAAGAUCUUCGUCAACGACCUCAAGGGCUCCUUCUGUCACUCCUUCUCUGUUGCCUUAUAUUGAUCGUGAUAGCGUGUCUCCAGAACCUGAAGUUGGUGUAGCACAGAUGGUCGAAGUUCUUCUCGCCAGCCCUGUCCAAGUCCCCUCUUUGAAUUCAGAUUCUGACCCUAUGGAAGCUAGCGACCUAAUUAUCACUCCGCCCAAGAUCUCUGCUUUCGAGAAAACUUCUCCACUGCCAAUUAUUGAAGAGUCGUCACCGAUGCUUCCGCGUAAGCCAUUGUUGUCAAAUCUCCUUCCCAGUGGCAUGUCCAACGUUAUCAAGAGAAAGCCAGUUGGGUCACCCAGUGCUUUCUUCAAGCAAGAAGAAACCACUACUCCUUCACCAACCGAUCUGUACCCGUCGUCCUCGCUGCCUAACGUCACAGUUCGCAGGCCCCGACGCUCUACAUUUAUGAAGCUACCCUUGCCAUUACCCAUGCCUCGUUCCAAGACCGCUGUUUCGUUUCCAAAGCGUAAAGAAUCGGUGGACGUUUUGAGGACUCAAGAAGUGGCUGCGGUGAGAGUGUCGGAGUCGCUGUCGGAGUCAGAGUGGAUGUCUCGCACACCAUUACCUCAUAGUUCUAUGCUUUCGCUAGAAAGCCUAGGAGGCGCCACUCCAAAUUCCACCCUUGCGAAGAGAAUGAUAGCUGAGAAGGCUAGCAGUCUAGGCAGUGCGAUCAAAAGAAAAUCGACAAGUUGGUACAAGCACAAGACACAGGCACGCACCGAUUCACUUAAUGAGAACACUCCAGACAACAGCAGCCUCGCCUCAGAUUCCAACAUUCGUGUCGACGGCAACUGGAUCUGAUACUACUUCCUUCCCUGUUUGAUUUUGCAUGACAGACUGAAUGAGUUACCCAACGCAGUUGGAUUUUGAGAUGAACAACAAGGCACUUCUUGCAGCAAUACUUCGACAAGCAGAUUUGUUGAGAAUAACCACGACACGAAUUGACGAUGAACAACACGAACUACAUGACGACCUGCGGACAGAACCACUGUUUGCUUACGAUUUGAGGUGGACCUCUUUGGUAUCUUGACUUGCAUGAUGAGAUAUGAUUGAGUUAAGAGCGAGAAGAUACCCGGAGCAGAUUUCCUGCCUUAUGUAAAGUAGAUUCCCAAAAACG
Mollisia scopiformis is the source of this 2362-nucleotide messenger RNA. RefSeq lists its product as uncharacterized. The transcript is spliced from 3 exons. Bases 1 to 2046 code for a protein of 681 amino acids. The record is from RefSeq and is a predicted model, not a curated record. NCBI's taxonomy places the organism in Eukaryota, Fungi, Ascomycota, Leotiomycetes, Helotiales, Mollisiaceae.